Messenger RNA from Pieris brassicae (large cabbage white), 5550 nucleotides. RefSeq names its product interference hedgehog-like (gene boi). NCBI's taxonomy places the organism in Eukaryota, Metazoa, Arthropoda, Insecta, Lepidoptera, Pieridae. Gene Ontology annotation, biological process: axon guidance; cell-cell adhesion. The record is from RefSeq and is a predicted model, not a curated record. Gene Ontology annotation, cellular component: plasma membrane; axon. Gene Ontology annotation, molecular function: protein binding. Bases 149 to 2413 code for a protein of 754 amino acids. The transcript has 17 exons.
UAUUCGGGUGUGUUAUUUGGUGUCCGUGCCACUGUGAACUAAUGUUAAACAAAAGAUUAAUUAACGUGUGUGUUUAAAAACAGUUUGACGAGGUGACAAACGGAUAUGUGCUAGUUGACUUCCGUGCACGUCCCGAAACGGAGUUACGAUGGCUGUUCACCUUCACUUGCUGCUGGUAGCUAUCGUGCCCGUACUAGCAGAAAUCGAAAUGGAGUUCACAAAGUAUCCUGAAUCGGUAGCGGCCCCGGUUGGUGAUGAAGUCACCUUCGAGUGUGCCGUCAGAGUUCCAGGAGAACGUCUACAGUGGAGGUGGAAGGCUGCUGAUGGGGACUGGAGGCAGUGGAAGGAGAUACCAGCACGGGAUAAUGACGGAGUGUCCACCAAGCUGGUUGUGGAUAUCAAUGAGAAUAUGGUUGAUGGCUUAUACCAGUGUGUAAUAUGGUACGGCGCAAUUAGCCUGGUAUCGAUACCAGCAAAGCUGUCCAUUGCCAGACUGGACAUAACCCAGAACACGCCAGAGAAACGGGUGAUCACUGCACCAUUGUACAACACCGUGGUACUGCAUUGUAAGGAGCCGAAGUCUGAACCGCCGGCAGUGUUGAGCUGGUGGAAGGAUAAUGGCAAGGGCUCUCGCAAGCAACUGGACACACCGCACGGUGUGCUAGUCAUCCACAACGUGACAGUUGCUGAUGAUGGCACCUAUGGAUGUGCCGCUACCAACGAGAUAAGCGGGCAAAGUAUCGACCUUCCCGAGAGGACCUAUUUGAGGGUGCAGCAUGAGGGAAAUGGUGGAGCCAGAUUUCUAGAAACAGAAGAAUACGUUGGUAAAUACGAGAAAGAAGUUCUCAUAGCGCCAGUGGGUCCUGAUGAUGGACUGCGGCUCUGGUGUGGGGCAGUGGGCACUCCUCCGCCGAAGGUCACUUGGAGUAAGGAGGGAUCACCGAGCCUCCCUCGAAGACAUGACCACACUCUCACAGUAUCACCGUUUACUACAGAAGAUGAGGGCAUAUACUCGUGUUCAGCGAAUGGGAUUCGUCGUUCUUGGAAGGCGAUUUCCCUACAACCACCGCAUUGGGAAGGCUCAGCUGGAAGUGUGAACGCAAGCGAAGGCGGAAGUGCGCAUAUUGCUUGUGGGAGACUGUAUGGUCAACCACCUCCAGCAGUCCAUUGGAUUCUGAACGCGGAAGUCAUUGAAAGUGGGAAGGGAGUUAGGGCUACUGACUCGGAUCUCUACAUAGACCACGUUGAAAAGCGUCAUGCCGGAAUCGUCCAAUGUUUUGCGUGCAACGAAUUAGGAUGCGCAUACGACGCUGCCAUGCUUACUGUUGUUCCUGUGCAGAUAUCAGAACAGGAUUACACAGCAGACAUUCCCAAAUCUAUGCACAUAUCCCAACCUCCGAAGAAACACAACAGAAAAAACUCCAGAAAGAAUAAAGCGGUCCUUAUAGCUCCUACUCGACCGAAUGUGACAAGACUCUCUGAUGAAAGAGUAAUGGUUUCUUGGACACAUUCGAAACACGGCCUGCCGAUACGGUUUUUCAAGGUUCAAUACAGGGAGGUGACGAAUUCUUCGAAUGUGAAUUGGAAAACUGCCACCGAUGAGAUCAAGUCGUCUACAAACUCGUAUGAGAUCAGUGGACUACUGCCAGAUAAGUACUACAAAUUCCGCAUAGCAGCUGUUUAUUCGAACCAGGACAACAAGUUAGGACGAAGCAGUCCCAAGUUCUAUUUGCGGCGUGGAGGGUCUGGGACCCGUCCACGAACACCGAACAUCGCUAUGGCGGUCGCGUUGUCACCUCAUAGUUUAUACUUGAAUUGGACCUGGUCAAGCGAGGGUGGCGUGGAGGCGGAAGGUUUCUACGUGUACUUCCGAGCGGUAUCCUCGGCCGGGGCAUAUGAAAAGGUAAAUGUCGACGGCUCCGCUCGUAGCUUGUCUAUCUCACAUCUUGCGCCGGACACGGCCUACGAGCUCAAACUGCAGGCUUAUACUACGCAGGCGCCUUCAGGCUUCAGCUCUAGAUUAGUUGCGAAAACUCUGAGAGCUGCAACAACCGAACCGACAACUACCGUGUCUCCGAGUGAGGAUGUCAAAGAGGAGGGUCCCACCACGUUGGUUACAGCUGGUGGGAUAGUGGGGGCGACAGCUUUGUUGCUCAUACUUGCUGUUACCUUGCUGUUGUGUAAGCGCAGCCGGCGGCCAGCGUCAAAAGAGAAAGGUUCGGCUGAGGGCGGUGGAAACGGCUAUAUGCCGGCCAAAGUGCCCAUCACCAUUACAGCUAACCCGAUGCACACUGAGGGCGAAGCUGGCGUGGAAAUGUCGUUCCUUCACAAUAACAAUUGCGGGAAUAACGGCACCAACGAUGACACCCUCCCACAUUCAAGGAAAAAUGGACCUUCGAGGCAAUACGUAUAAGGUUAAAAUAAGACUGUAUAUGGUACCGACAGUGUAUCAGGCAUUUUUUGAAAUGCCUAAGCAAACUUGGUAAUGCAAAAUUUCCAUCACGGCAAUAUAUCUGUAUCAAAAGUGGAACAAAAAAAAUAGUUAGUAAUAGAAAAUUAAUAGAUUUUUUCAUCCUGAUGUCAUCGAUAUGUUCAUAUUUAAUGUAGUCCAGUAGGACCAUUGACACAUUGACACACACGCAAAAAUGAUUACAUGAGUAAUUUAACUACUUUUACGGCUAAAUUCGAAAAUUAUUUCGGCGAAAACUGAUGUUAUGUAAUACGCCAUGGACACUCAAUUGCCGGAAGGUUCGCAAGUGCGUUACCGGCCUUUUAACAAUUUGCCUCUUUUACAUUAUAAAAUACAUUUUUAUGUAGUGUAUUUGUAUGUGUUUAGGUAUUGCAUAGAAUACCAGAUUAUACACAUUGUCGGUAACUACUUAAGACUAUUUUGAUAGAAUUUCGAAAUAAGGGGUUUAAAAUGUGAUAGCGAUGUGCACGGUCUUUGACAGUACAAAAAUAUAUUUAUUAUAGUUAAGGAGUGAAUGUUUAGCGUAAAUAUCUAUGGACCGUUUUGAACCUAGCAGACUCAUUAAAUCUCUAAUAAGAUUUAUGCCUAGUACAUUAACGACUAAUUCGUCUUAAGUGACUGUAAAAUCUUAUAGAAUAGAUGCGAAGUUCAAAUAAGUUCUAUAGAGUCGUAAUUUAUGAUUAGUUAAGAAUAGCAAUAUUUUAUAUAAUUCAUAAAACUAUUUGUAUUUGUCUUUUGUCUAUGGAAUUUAAAUUUUAAAAUCGGUAUUAUCGCAGAUUAUAGUUACCAUGGUUACAUGAUACAUGGCAACAGAACAUACAAUGUUAACUUUAAUCCUCGAUUUAUUAUAACAUGCGUUUAAUGAUCACAAUUGUAUGUGAAAUGGAAAAUAAAACUUGUGCUUACGCUUUGAUUUAACAUGAGCAGUUUCUUGAGAUUCUUUCGAGACAUUACUUGAGAUUACAGGAGACCAUCGUUCGAUUGUCAAAAUAAAAAUUGUAAGACGAAACGAUGACGCUUUCACGAAACACGAUCCGGCGUUCGAUUUUCAAAAUUUAAAAUGUUUUGUCCAACGAAACGAUGACACUGCAUGCGACCCGUCGUUCUAUUUUCAAAAUUCAAAAUGUUACAAGAAACGAUAACGCGUAGCUUGGUCGUGUUUUGGCAAGGAACACGAUACGUCGUUCGAUUUUUAAAAUUCAAAAUUAACGAACAAUUCACUUGACUGUGAUCUAUAAUCCAACCACAAACAGGCGACACGUCGUACGUUUCACCAAUCGUUUUAUCUCUUCAUAUAUAUAUGUAACUUUAUGUAGCUUUUUCUAGAUCUGACAUUAGUCAUAAGCGACAUUCCUGGUAAAUGCAUAGUAAAUGGUGGAAUGUGAUUUAUUGACGCUCAUUUCAAUAAGCGAUUUCUCGACAGCUGCGGUUGGGUGAAAUUUUUAUAUGAAAACUUUACGUUUCAAAUAUUUUUAAAAAUAACUUUUCAAAUUGUAUGUUGUUAUAGUUAUCACAUUUUCUACGAUUUAGGGAUUCAUAUAAUUUAUUUGUUGGAUACAGAGAGGCCAGUGCAGCGUACUGGAGGAAAAUGGAGCCUACGUCCAGAAAUGAACCUCAUAAAGUUGAUGAUGAUCAUAGUUCCUUUAGUUUGACAAAUAAAAUAUUUGACUGAAAUUUUAUGAAUUUAACAGUGAACUUACACUAUUAGACAUCUGUAUCAAUGUUUGUGUGGUUUAGUAAUCUCAGUAACAACAGGUUCAUCAUUUUUUUACCAUACGAAGGAAAUGAAUCUUCGAAACAUUGUUACAAGGGAUUCGAACCCCACAAGCUUCCGCUUAGCUACUAGUUAACAAGUUUCACUACAUUAUUUGUACAUAAGGGUCUUCAGAGUCGAGACUUAGUGAAAUCUCGAAUCUACACUUAAGAUCCUAGAAUAUAUGAUAACUUUCGCAACGAAGACAAGUUAACGAAAUAUGGCUUUAUUCGGCAUCGUACUUAAUUAGUAUAAAUGCAUUUAUUGUUGUGUGAACAAAUGGGUUGUGAAUGAAGCAUAUUGCAUUGAAUCAAUUACUAUUUGAAACAUAUAUAUGUUAUAUGUAAUAAUGCCAUUGUUCAAAAAUAUUGUAUGAAUCUAACUUUGGCUGUAUUAAAUUAAUACACAGUAAAUUUCAUAUUCCGUCACUUGAUUUAACGUCUAGCUAACCUAAAACGUGUAAUAACUCCCUUUAGAGUUUCUAUUGUGUUUAAUAAAUAUUCCUUCCUCAAAUUCCGGCAACGCAUCCAUUAAAAUGAGAGUUCAUGAUUUGCGGUAACUGCAUUCUGAUGGCCGGUUGCCUAUAAAAAAAUAAUGUUGUAUACAGAUAUUGAAAAUGAAAAAUAAAUAGAGAAAUAGAAAACAAAUUCUGAAGAUAUGAGCAUUUUUAUUUAAUUUUUAUUUAUUUACACAAUUUGUCCGAAGCUCAAACCACGUAACUCAUUGUAAAACUAGAACGACCCUGUAAUAAUAUUAUUAACUCGUACAGACGACAUUCGAAUAUAUUUAAAGUCGGGAAGUAAAUUACAAUGGCCGUUUGCAUUUGUAAUUUACAAAUGGUGAUAACUUUGAAACUCACUUCUGUACAAAUUCUAUAUAAGUCGAUCAAUUCGACAUUAAGAUUACAUUAAGUCGUCGAGCGACUUUUUCCGUGACGUACAGAUGACACUUUACGGGCGUAUUCUCUUAUUUCUAGAUUGAUGUUUUAUCAAAAGUGUUCAAUCGCAAAGAAUCGCGUGAAAUUCAACUUAUCAAGUAUUUAAAAGUAUACGAAAGCAAACACUUUACUCAACUGGUCUGCAGAGCAUGAAGUGUGACCUUGGAGCUUCUGUGAAGCCCUUUAGGGUUUGAUUUUAUCUCGGUUCAUAUUUGUUUUAGUAGCGCUGACCUUUGCCUAUUUUUUACUGUUAAAAGCGGUCAAGAUUGUGUCCGAUUGUGUAGAAUGUAUUAUGCUACACUUUAAAUUAAGUAACUACAUACUGAAGCUUUGUAACAAGUACUGACUGAUAUUUAACUUAUCCUACUCUGUCCACAAUUUGUACAUGGA